AUGAGGGGUGAAUGGAACGGUUUGCAAGCUUUGAUUUGUAAUGAAUGCCAAUAUGCUUACUGUGUCCACUGCUUUGCACAUUGUCUCCAACUUGCUCUUGUUGCAUCAUCUCGUGAAGUAAAGCUUGUCCAUCAAUUUUUUGAGAAGUUGGGGUUCAUUAUUAAUGUUGUCACUUCUUCUAGUAAAAGUAAUGAUGAACUAAGGGAUGCUCAAGCUGCUGACAUUGUGAAAAUGCUUGCUAUGAAUGAGUUAGAGUUGGGAAGAGGCCUUAACCAAACUUGCACAUUGCAACGUGCUGGAGAUACUCGUUGGAGUUCACACUUGAAAUCCAUCUCUAAUUUGAUUAAAAUAUUUAAUGCAACUUCCCAUGUACUUGAUAAUAUUUCUACUGAAGGCAGAACUUCUUCUCAACGUGGUGAUGCUGAUUAUGUAUAUACAUUAAUGAAGUCUUUUGAUUUUGUUUUUGUGUUGCAUCUUAUGAAAAAACUUAUGGAAAUCACAGAAAUUCUCUGUCAAGCUUUGCAGCGUGAAUCACAAGAUAUCUUGAACGCCUUACACCUUGUCUCAACUACAAAAGAGCUAAUUCAAAACCUAAGAGAAACUGGAUGGGAAGCUUUUCUAUUAGAUUUAAAAUAUUUUUGUGUUAAGCAUGAUAUUGACAUUCCUGAUAUGGAUGCUACUUUUGUUGCACGGAAAGGUCGACUGAAUAGCAGGUUUAAUGAAUAUACUCUAGAGUUGCUAUCUCUUAGUUCAGCUCUUGACCCAAUAGAUGGCUAUAAGUCAUUUAAUAUUGAUUAUAUUUGUAAGCUUGCGAAGAAGUUCUAUUCUCAAGAUUUUAGUGAGGAAGAGAUGAUUCUAUUAAGACUGGAGUUGCAACAUUUUGAAGUUGAUGUUUUGAAAAAUGCAGAAUCAGAAGAUUUAUCUACUAUUUCUGAACAGAAUGGGCUGUCGGCUGUAAAACCAAUGACAGACCCCAAGGCCGAACGAGGUAUCAGAAAUAAUGUUCCAGAUGUUGACUAUCACUGUGAUGGAACAAAAGAACCAAGAAAUCAACCUGAACGACAAAGGAAGUAUGCAAGCUGA
This is a messenger RNA of Dioscorea cayenensis subsp. rotundata (Guinea yam), 1083 nucleotides long. RefSeq lists its product as uncharacterized. The record is from RefSeq and is a predicted model, not a curated record. Lineage: Eukaryota; Viridiplantae; Streptophyta; Magnoliopsida; Dioscoreales; Dioscoreaceae. Bases 1 to 1083 code for a protein of 360 amino acids. The transcript has 3 exons.